AUGUCAGGUAAGGAUUUGAGCGAGUUGCAGUUAACAGUUCCCCAAUUCGAAGAGCUGGCCUCAAAACUUUCCGAGCCUGGCACAGAUUUUGAAAUGUACCAUACAAUUUUACAAGAAUAUAAAUGCACUUUAUAUCCAGUGGAGAUUCUGGAACCGAUCAUUACAGGAUCACAGAAUAUCUAUGCCCGAAUUCAAAUUCUUAACAUUCUCAAAGAAAUAUUAUCACGAAUUUGGGAUUUAAUCGAUUCCGGAAAGAAAUCAAAGCUCAAAACGUUUUUUUUCAAUGCUGUAGCCACAAUCGAGUAUGGUCCUGACAAUGAUCCCGAAUCAUCUUUUGAAAUAUCAUGCCUUAUUGAAAUACUUAAAAAAGAAUGGGCGGAUGACUGGCCAGAAUUCUCACGACUUCUAAUCCAACGAGCAAAAGCAGACCAAGGCGCUCCUAUCAACUGCAUCAAUUUGUUUAAAUUUCUUACAGAAGAUAUCAAAGAAACCAUAAACUCAGGUAUUCCAAUACUGAGGCAUCGCGAACUCGAAAAAGCCAUAAUUAACGACUCCCCGCUGAUCAUCUCAUAUAUUUCUGAUAUUCUGACUGAAACAACAGACCCAAUUUUGAUUAAAUCGGGUUUUGAGUGUUUAAAAGUCAUGUUGAAGUAUACGAACGUGGCAAUCGUUACUAACCAGGUUUUCAUUAAUUCCAUCAAAAACCUAUUCGCAAACGACCUUUUUAAAGACCCGAUUUUGAGUUGUUUUGCAGUUAUACCGAAAACGAAAUACCAAGACUUACAAUUACCCAAAAUUGUUGAAGGAUCGUUUUCAUUCAUGUUUGAACUCCUUUCUUCUUGGAUUGACGAUAAUUUUAAUUUUUACGAAUUUUGUAAAUCGGAAACCGACUUACCGCAUUCACUUUCUCUCUGCCUAACUGAAUACCUGAGGUAUGGACAAUACAGAAUACUACUCUAUAUUACGUAUAAUCAAACUCCUUUUUAUCCGAUAUUUCAGUGGUUGCUGAACCUCUUCGCUUUCUCUCAGGUUCCAACAUACGACAUCUGCUUGGAAUUCUGGGAGGAAAUUACAAAGCAAAUGGUCCGAGAUUCAUCUGAAAUUCGAUUAUCAAAACACCUUAUUCACGCUUUGAUCAAAAUUGCAGUUGAAAAGGUUACACCACCUCCACAAUUCCCAUUCAAACAAUAUGAUACAAACGAAAUGCUGUUUAACGCUCUUACAAGUUUAAUUCACAAUUUAUCUAUAAUAGAUUCAGAAUUUAUCACAAAGGUUGUUACAGAAGCAAUCAUGCAUCAAUCAGGCGAAGAACUUUUCUGCAGAGCUUUCGCUUUUGGUGCAAUGAGCUGCGCAUUACCAGAACCACUCAAAAUAGAGACAGCACAUGGAAUUUUACAGCACUUACUUACGAAAGCAACCGAAUUACAGGACUUUGCAAUAAGUUUGCUCAUUGUUGCCCCUCAAUUUGUUCAAUAUCUCAAAAAUAAUUUGGAAAUGCUACAACUUCUACUGAAAUAUACAGUUGAAUGGCCACUAGGAGCCACAGAUUCGCCUGAAUUUCAGUUAUUCAGCAUUUCCGCGUUAGAUAAAAUUUGUUCUUCGAUUCCACAGCAAUGUUUGCAAUGUGGAGCCCUAGAAAUCAUUAAUAACUCAUCCCAGAUUGCUUCUGGUAUAUGUCCGGAGUGCCAUCCUCCACUUUUCCAUGCAAUAACUUCGAUAAUUCACGCAGCUCCUUCUUCUGAGAAAAACAGCCUCAUAGAUGCAGGAUAUGCCUUUACUACAUCGAAUUGGAACGAGGCUGUUCAGAAUUUGGACACAAUUGAACCUUUAAUUUUCAAAUUUUCUGUUUUGAGCCUUUCAGAAAUCAUUGCAAUCAAUGAUCCCGACAUGAAAGACCUUAUUAGGUCCAUUACAAGCAACGUCAUGGAUGUCUUCCAUUCAAUACCUUCCGAUGACAAUCCAAGAAACAGACAAUUCAGAGACGCAAUUUUUGAAUUCUUUGAAAAAGUGGCAGCAAAAAGUGACACCGAUUUAGCCGGGGAUGUUGUUUCAUGCAUUGUACAAGAUUACUCGGAAUCGUAUAUUAGCUAUAGGUAUCCACAGGCCUUAAGGUGCUUUGCUACCUUUGUUAGAAAAGUUACAGUUGACAAUGAUCUUACAUUAAACUUAUGCGCUGAAGUUAUUACUUCAACGGCCGAGACAAUCAUCGAUUCAGGUGAAGAAUGCCCUGAUGUUGAGAUCUCUGUCUUCGAAUUAAUCAAAGCUGCCGUUGCAUGCGCUUCAUCUCUUGAAGUCUUUGAUACAGCACUUUGCUUACCACUAGAACAAGUCGUAGAGUGGGGACUUGGUCGAAAGAACACACAAACAGUCUCCGCAGCCUUGAAUACGAUAUGUUUGAUCGUAGAUUCACCUGAUAACCCGUUUUCUCUUGCAUUUCUGAACCAGUACUUCCUACAACUAUGCGGAUCCAUCAUCGAAGCGAUGAUUCCGACGAUGGAUAUGGCACUUUUGACUCAAUUCACUCGUACAAUGCAUUCCAUGAUGAGUUUGCAGAGCAGGGUCGGUGUAGAAGACGAUUCUCUCACAGAAGCUCUUGCAGGAAGAAUCCAAGAGAUUGCUCAAGAUAUCGACCAAAAUAUCAUCCAGGAUUUCGCAGGCGCCAUCGUUUCUGACUACGUAGACAUCGAAAAACUACAGACACACAUGGUAGAGCUUGUAAAUGAGCUGAGAUGCGUUGUUUUCAAGAAUGAAAUAAUGAGACAACAAUACGGCCUUGAAGGAGGCUUUUUACUCAGUGCUCCUUAUUUGGUUAACAUCGGAUCUGUUCCUGAGAUCCAAGAAUUUUGA
Trichomonas vaginalis G3 is the source of this 2847-nucleotide messenger RNA. Its product is annotated as nuclear export signal receptor protein. Gene Ontology annotation, biological process: ribosomal small subunit export from nucleus; protein export from nucleus; ribosomal large subunit export from nucleus. Lineage: Eukaryota; Parabasalia; Trichomonadida; Trichomonadidae. The record is from RefSeq and is a predicted model, not a curated record. Gene Ontology annotation, cellular component: nucleus; cytoplasm. The transcript has a single exon. Gene Ontology annotation, molecular function: nuclear export signal receptor activity. Bases 1 to 2847 code for a protein of 948 amino acids.